Molecule: messenger RNA, 4850 nt
Organism: Drosophila ficusphila
Lineage: Eukaryota; Metazoa; Arthropoda; Insecta; Diptera; Drosophilidae
Gene: Sec24AB
Product: protein transport protein Sec24A
Exons: 10
Coding region: 516-4076 (1186 amino acids)
Biological process (GO): intracellular protein transport; endoplasmic reticulum to Golgi vesicle-mediated transport; COPII-coated vesicle cargo loading
Cellular component (GO): COPII vesicle coat; endoplasmic reticulum exit site
Molecular function (GO): SNARE binding; zinc ion binding
Source: RefSeq, a predicted model, not a curated record
CGCAGUGCCACCACUAUUUUAAUAAAGCACGGUCACACUAUUGACGUGGCCUCAAAAUUUUUUGUUCUCUCCGGAUAAUGCAAAAAGUUAGCAUUUUUUAAUUGUGUAAAACUCGUCACCAAGUCCACAGAAUCCGCCUGCUAGUCCAGGACGUGCCCGCACUUAUCCGGAACACGCGGGGAGCGCUAAAAAUCGCGAGAGAAAGAAAAGUUUUGAGCGGAGAGAGUGCAAGGGCAGUGCCGUGAAAAUUGUUUAAAUCGCCUUCGGAAGAAAAACUGGCCCAGGACUCACCUAAAUCCAUUUGACAAGUUCCCACCCAGCGGUUUUCUCAACUCCCGCCGCCUUUUCACGUGUUAUAAAGCGGAAAAGCCAAUUCGCAGCCCGCAGCAAAAUCGCCAAUCAAGGGCGCAAGAAGAAGAGGCAACUACAAAGUGCAAGUGCUGGUCGAGAAACUACAUGCCACUGCGGCUCGGACAGGUGAUAAGUGACGGACCUCGAACUUAUGAAUUAGUAGCAUGUCGGCUUACAAUCCGAACCUCGUGCCUCCCGCCCACGCUCCCAUGCCUCUUAACGGCAACAAUCUGAUGAACGGCCUGCCAGGUGCCACCCAGCAGCCGCAGCAGCAGCCAGCUCCUCCAACUAGUCAACAGUAUCUGCCACAAAAGCAGCCACAGCAGUUCCAGCAACCUCCGCUUGCAGCAGGAUAUCCAGCAGCUGGACCACCGGCAAACCUGCCACCGCCGCCGCAGUUCAACAGCGGCAUUGCGAGCCAGUUCUUGCCACCCACGUCAGGAGCAACUCCUCACCAGCAGCAGCUGCCGCCCAGCACGCUUCCGCCACAUCUGCGUCCACCCACUGUCAACGGCCCACCCCUCACUAACGGUAGCAAUGGGGCGUCAAGCGCCAACUCUUCGCGCACUGCGUCCCCCAGGCCAGUGGGAGCUGCUUCCCAGUAUGCCCAAGGACCGAUCGCCGCAACGCUAAACAAUCCGCCGCCGGCGUCAGGACUGCGUCCCACAACCCAAACGGCAAGCCAGCCCUUGGCUAACUUGACAAGCAAUCUGGAGAACCUUAACUUAAACCCCAACCGGACAAACGGAGGUGCCAGCGCCGUAGCAGCGCCAACGCAGCAGUUUCCGUCUCUGGCGCAGAAGGAUUACAGGGGCGUGGCCUCGGCGCAGACGGGACCGCAGCAGUUAAACGAUGCUGGUAGUUUGUUAACCGUCAGCGGAGUGGUCCCUCCUGUAGUUUCCAAUUCCAUGGCGAUGCCGUUUAGCGGACAAAAGCCUCCCAACUUGGCUCCGCAUCCGGCAAAGAUGUUUGGCAGUGCAGCAGGACCCGUCAGACCCACGCCGCCCCCAGUGGGCGGUAUCCAGAGGUUACCCUACGGAGUGCCUCCUCCUCAGGCAAACUCCGAACUGCAAAACCAGCAGAACAACAACCUGCAAAGGGCAGCGCCGCCCCCGGGAGCGGGAGCAGCCUGGCCGCCCAGUUUGCCCAAGGCAACGGUGCCGGGAGCCCAGCCCUUGCUGCCACCACCGCAAGCGCAGCCUUAUCCAUACGCCCAGGCGUAUCAACAAGCGCCUCAACAGCAGCCGCCUCCCCCUGCGUCUGCAGUGCAGCCACCUCCUCCAGGAAUGUUUGGAGCACAGCCAACAGGGGCUCCACUGCAGUACCAAGCCCAGGCUCCUCCUCAGGCUUAUGGACAGCAACCCCAGCAUCCACAGGCGGCUCCAGGCGGACCUUUUAGCACUGCUGCUCCAGUGAGCGUUGCUCAGCAGGGAUUCAGCCGGCUGUGGGGUCAGGAUACGAUCGACCUGAUGCAAAACCGGCACAUCCUGUCGCCGGCCACGCUGCCGCCCCCAAAGGUGGUGCUGCACAACCAGUUCCACGAGUCCAUCAACUGCAGCCCGAGCAUCAUGCGCUGCACUCUGACCAAAAUUCCCGAAAGCAACUCGCUGCUGCAGAAGUCGAGGCUGCCGCUGGGCAUUGUGAUUCAUCCGUUCCGGGAUGUCAAUAGUCUGCCCGUGAUUCAGUGCAUCAAUAUCGUGCGCUGUCGGCUGUGCCGCACCUACAUAAACCCCUUCGUUUACUUCGUGGACAGCAAGAUGUGGAAGUGCAAUCUAUGCUAUCGCGUCAAUGAAUUGCCGGAUGAUUUUCAAUUCGACCCGGCCACUAAGACGUACGGAGAUGUGACUCGACGGCCCGAGGUGCGUUCCAGCACAAUCGAGUUCAUCGCCCCCUCGGAGUACAUGCUGCGUCCGCCGCAGCCGGCCAUGUACCUGUUCCUUUUCGACGUCUCGAUCAUCGCGCAGCAAAGCGGCUAUCUGGAGGCGGCCUGCGCCGUGCUCAACCGGCACUUGGACGAGAUGCCCGGCGACGCGCGCACCCAAGUGGGAUUUAUCUGCUUCGACAGCUUCGUGCAUUUCUACAGCAUGGCCGAGGGCCUCAACCAGCCGCACGAGAUGACGCUGCUGGACAUCGAGGACCCCUUUCUGCCGCGCCCCGACAGUCUGCUGGUCAACCUGAAGGAGUGCAAGGAGCUGGUGAGGGAUCUAUUGAAGCAGCUGCCCAAGCGGUUCGCUCACACCCACGAUCCGGGUUCGGCCUUGGGGGCUGCUCUGCAGGUGGCCUUCAAGCUAAUGCAAGCAUCUGGCGGCCGCAUUACCGUCUUUCAAUCGUGCCUUCCCAACAAGGGACCCGGCGCCCUGGAGCCGCGCGAGGAUCCCAACAAUCGAUCCGCCAAGGAUGUGGCCCAUCUGAAUCCGGCCACCGAUUUCUACAAGCGUUUCGCCCUGGAGUGCUCCGGCUAUCAGAUAGCCUGCGACCUCUUCCUGAUGAACCAGCAGUACAGCGACAUGGCAACCAUCUCUGGCAUUAGCAAGCACAGCGGCGGCUGUGUGCACCACUUUCCGCUCUAUCAGAAGACGAAGCCGCACAUGGUGGACUCGUUCCGGUCGUGUUUUAAGCGUUACCUGACCCGAAAGAUCGGUUUCGAGGCGGUGAUGCGCAUCCGGUGCACGCGCGGUCUGCAGGUGCACACAUUCCACGGCAACUUCUUUGUGCGCUCCACAGACCUGCUCUCGCUGCCCAACGUGAAUCCGGACGCGGGCUACGGCAUGCAGAUCUCCUACGAGGAGAGCCUGACGGACGUGAAGACAAUCUGCUUCCAGGCAGCGCUGCUCUACACGAACAGCGAGGGAGAGCGUCGCAUUCGGGUGCAUACUGUGUGCCUACCGGUUACCGCCUCGCUCCCAGAAGUUAUGCAUUCGGCGGACACGGAGGCUAUCAUCGGGCUGCUCUCCAAGAUGGCUGUGGAUCGCUCCGUGGCCUCUAACCUGUCGGACGCACGAGACGCCUUUAUCAACGCCACGAUCGACGUGUACAACGCCUUCAAGAUCGCACAAAAUCUGCCGUCGGGGCAGUCUGGUCAGCUGAUAGCCCCGCGCAGCCUGGCUUUGUUGCCCCUCUAUAUCCUGGGGUUGCUUAAGCAUCCCGCCUUCCGCGUGGGAACCAGUACGCGACUGGAUGACCGCGUCUUCGCCAUGGACUGCAUGAAGACGCUGCCGCUGGACCAGCUAAUGAAGUACGUCUACCCGGAGCUGUAUAAGAUCGACGCACUGAUCUACCACGCCCGCAACUCGAACGUGAGUGCGACGCAAGAGGACGAUGAGGAGGAAGACGAACCGCUGCCGGAAUUGCCGCGCCUGCAACUUUCCGCGGAGCACUUGGACUCGCGGUCAAUGUUCCUGAUGGAUUGCGGCACGCUGAUAAUGAUCUACGUCGGGCUAAAUGUGCCGUCUGAUGUGUUGGAGGCUGUGCUGGGCAUUAGCUCCACCGCGGAGCUGGGUGACUAUGUAUACGGAUUGCCAAACGUCGUAAGCAACGAGAACGAUGUUCUAAAGCGCUUCAUCUUGCGACUCAACUACGAUAAGCCCUACUCGGCGCUGGUUCAGAUCAUUAGGGACACGAGCACGGCCAAGGGCCAGUUCAUCGAGAGAUUAACCGACGAUCGCAGUGAAUCUAGUUUGUCAUACUAUGAAUUUUUGCAACACAUUCGGGCUCAGGUUAAAUAGUACAUAAGCAGGGAAUCCCUUCACUACUGUAUGCAACAUAAAUACGAGUUUCUUAGACCAUAAAGACUCAGACUCUGGUGACUAAAAGCAAAAAGCGAGUGCAGGCGAUGAAGGCCACAACGGGACACACUACCACUGGAUUCCCCCACCCUCCCCCGGUAACCCAUUCUUCACCACUCUCUCGGCUUAGGUAAUUUAAAAGUGCAUGUAUUUAUUUAUUUGUUGAUUUGUUGCACUAAAAAAAAAAAGUUAAAUCAAUUAAAGAACAUAGAGAAUGCGUGAGAGCUGACUUGUCACAACCGAGACUAGAAAUCGUUGCCAGUUCGAGUUAGGUGAACAUUAGUCAAAAGUCCAGCUAACCAAUCAGUAGAGCUCCCCUGCAAGCGGAUUGCGCUGUUAUUUAUUAUAGAUAUUUUAUGCGAUAAUAUAACGAAUCACUGUUGUAAAUUAUAAUUUAACGCGAUUUUUGUUCGUUCCAACUGCUUCAAACAUUCUGCAAACUCUGAGCCCACGAAUUGUUAUAGCUUAUCCGUUUUUUUGCUGUUUUGCGUAGUAUUUAUUUUCGGAACCCAAAAGAACCCAUCAUACAGUCUAUUUAUUCUUAAGUAAAAGGGAAGGCGCUUUGUUGCACUGUAGUUAGCGAACUUAUUUCAAACGAUUGUACGGGAACAGAUUCGGUAUUGUGUAUUGCAUUGAUUGGACUGCUAGGAAGUGAAAGUCUUAAACUUAGAAGGAUUAUUAUACUGUAUCAAUAAAGAGACCCCAAACCCUGUA